AUGGUCAGAACACGAGUGAGCUGUCCCAAGUUAGCCAGAGGCUAUGCCUCCCACACCCAAGUGCCAAUAAGUCGACUUGAACAACAUAAAAUAAACAUCUCCCAAUACGACCGCCCCCUCACAUACGCCGAAAAAGUCCUUUACAGCCAUCUUGACAUCACUUUUGACGAGCGCAUCGAGCGCGGCAAAACCCAACUCAAACUACGCCCGCAACGCAUAGCAUGCCAAGAUGCGACAGCCCAAAUGGCAUUUAUCCAGUUCAUGUCCGCGGGACUAGACACAGCGGCCGUACCAACCACAGUCCACUGCGAUCAUUUGAUCGUCAGUCGUGACGGCGAAACACAGGACCUCGCUCGAGCGCUGGACAACCAUAAAGAAGUGUACGAUUUCCUCGAGUCUGCCUGCCAGAAAUACAACAUGGGGUUCUGGAAGCCCGGCGCGGGAAUCAUUCACCAGAUUGUGCUGGAGAACUACGCCUUCCCUAGUGGAAUGAUGAUCGGGACGGACUCUCAUACUCCCAACGCAGGAGGCCUUGGCAUGAUAGCCAUCGGAGUUGGUGGUGCCGAUGCAGUAGACGUGAUGGCUGGAUUGCCGCUGGAACUCCAAGCGCCGCAGGUAUUGGGUGUCCGUUUGACGGGGCAGUUGUCCGGAUGGGCUUCGCCGAAGGAUAUUAUCAAUGCUGUAGCCGGGACGCUUUCCGUUAACGGAGGUACUGGAUCCAUUAUUGAGUACUUUGGACCUGGGGCGCAGACUCUGUCAGCCACAGGCAUGGCAACUGUUUGCAAUAUGGGUGCGGAGACGGGUGCCACAACGUCCAUCUUCCCUUAUGCGCCACAGAUGGCGGAUUAUCUUCGUGCGAAUCAUCGCCAUGAGAUGGCUGAUGCUGUUAAGAGCAUUGCACCGGAAUUGCAGGCCGAUGAGGGGGCUGAGUAUGAUAAUGUUAUUGAGCUCGAUUUGUCCACUCUCGAGCCACGGAUCAAUGGACCUUUCACGCCGGACUUUUCGACUCCGGUGUCGCGGUUCGGUGAAGCCGCGGCGGAGAACCAGUGGCCGGGUGAAUUGACGGCGGCUUUGAUUGGAUCUUGUACUAACUCUUCGUUUGAAGAUAUGGGACGUGCAGCUAGUCUUGCCCAGCAAGCAUUGGAUGCAGGACUGGAACCAAAGAUGCCGCUGUUGGUGUCUCCGGGUAGUGUUCAGACGCGCGAGACACUGAAAGAUGCCGGUAUUCUGCCGGUCUUCGAGAGACUCGGGGCGACGAUGCUUCCCAACGCCUGCGGUCCAUGCUGUGGGUCGUGGGAUCGAGUUGAUAUGCCAAAGGGCGCCCCCAACUCCAUAAUAACCUCCUACAACCGGAACUUCUCCGGCCGUCUAGAUUCCAACCCAGCAACCAACGUCUUCCUAGCAUCGCCCGAGCUCGUCAUUGCAAAGGCCUUCUCCCGCGACCUCUCCUUCAACCCAACAACUGACUCGCUCCCAACCCCAUCCGGCGAGCAAUUCCACUUCCUCCCUCCAACCAGCGAUUCCCUCCCCUCAAAGGGCUACCUCUCCUCCGACUCCGCCUACGCACCCCCACCGGCAAACCGGGAUAACAUCUCCGUCAAAAUCGACCCGUCAUCCCUCCGCCUCCAGAAAUUGUCCCCAUUCCCACCCUGGCCCGGCCACGACUUCAAAGACUGCGCCAUCCUAAUCAAAACAGCCGGGAAAUGCACAACGGACCACAUCACCCCCGCUGGCCCGUGGUUCCGCUAUAGAGGCCACCUAGAAAACAUCUCCAACAAUACCCUCAUCGGCGCAACCAACGCCGAGAACGGCAAGGUGAACAGUAUCCGGAACCAGCUCACGAAGCAAGAUGGACAGGAAGUGCCUGCUACAGCACGCCACUACAAAGAGAACAGCGUGCCGUGGGUGGUUAUCGCUGACCAUAACUACGGGGAGGGCAGUUCGCGGGAACAUGCGGCGCUGCAGCCGAGGUAUCUAGGUGGUGUGGCGAUUAUCGCGAAGUCAUUUGCAAGAAUCCAUGAGGCGAAUUUGAAGAAGCAGGGGUUGUUGGCACUGACUUUCGACAAUGAGAAGGAUUAUGAAAGGAUUAGGGCUGAGGAUCGGGUUAGUAUUUUGGGGCUUAGGGAGGGGGAGUUUGUUCCGGGGAGCACUUUGAGGUUGGUAGUUAAUGGGGGCGAGUGGGAGGCUGUGCUCAGGCAUAGUUUUACGGAGGAGCAGAUUGGGUAUUUUAGAAGUGGGAGUGCGUUGAAUGUUAUGGCGGGGAAGUAG
This is a messenger RNA of Aspergillus niger, 2268 nucleotides long. RefSeq lists its product as uncharacterized. Gene Ontology annotation, molecular function: 4 iron, 4 sulfur cluster binding; aconitate hydratase activity. The coding region runs from base 1 to 2268 and encodes 755 amino acids. Gene Ontology annotation, cellular component: cytosol; mitochondrion. The transcript has 3 exons. NCBI's taxonomy places the organism in Eukaryota, Fungi, Ascomycota, Eurotiomycetes, Eurotiales, Aspergillaceae. Gene Ontology annotation, biological process: tricarboxylic acid cycle. The record is from RefSeq and is a predicted model, not a curated record.